This is a messenger RNA of Babesia microti strain RI, 705 nucleotides long. Its product is annotated as Tetratricopeptide repeat protein 1. Gene Ontology annotation, molecular function: protein binding. The record is from RefSeq and is a predicted model, not a curated record. The coding region runs from base 1 to 705 and encodes 234 amino acids. NCBI's taxonomy places the organism in Eukaryota, Apicomplexa, Aconoidasida, Piroplasmida, Babesiidae. The transcript is spliced from 5 exons.
AUGGUGGAAAUUGAUAAUUUAGAUCAGGAUAAUGUUACAAACAUUGCAAAUAUUGAUGACCAAUCACACUAUUUCAACAGCGCAAGAGAUUUAUCCACAAGUGAUGAUGAUUCGACAGAUUCGAAAAGUGAAUCUUCGGAAGUUAACAUUCCAAUAGUCUAUGAGCCGCAGGAAUAUAUAAAUAAAACAAUUGAUGAACUAAGGAAAAUUGGUAAAUCUGAAUUUGAAGGAAAAAACUAUGCCAAAGCCAUACAAAUAUACACCUAUGCUAUUAACCGCGAUUCAUUAGACGAUGAAACCAAAUCCAUUCUCCUAUCCAAUAGAGCCGCUUCUUAUAUAAACCUUGGCUCAUGGGAUGAUGCAUUGGCUGAUUGCAACGAAUCCAUCAAGCUUAAUUCCGAAAACGUAAAGAGUUACGUCAGAAGAUCUGCCGUGCAUCAGGAGAUGAAUAAGUGGCAUGAAGCAUCCAAUGAUAUACACAAAGCAUUAGAGCUAGAUCCAACACUCGUGGAUGUAUACAAAUCUAAGGCAGAUUAUCUCAAGGGGAAAUCCGAUGCGCAAUUGGAGAUUGAAAAGGCAGAAGUCAUAUCCAAAUUGAAAGAUUUAGGUAACACUUUGCUUGGCAAAAUUGGCCUCAGCCUCGACAAUUUCAAGGUUGAACAGAAUCCCCAAACUGGGAGCUACAAUAUACAAUUUAAGCAGUGA